AUGGGCAAGUCAAUCCUCCUCAUCAACGGCCCCAACUUGAACCUCCUCGGCACCCGUGAGCCCCAUAUCUAUGGCAACACAACACUCGCCGACGUCGAAGCCUCCUGCAAAGCCCACGCCGAGUCACUAGGCGCCACCCUGGCCACCUUCCAGUCAAACCACGAGGGCGCAAUCAUCGAUCGCAUCCAGGCCGCCCGCGGCAACGUCGACGGCAUCAUCAUCAAUCCCGGGGCUUUUACGCAUACGUCUGUGGCGAUUCGGGAUGCGCUGCUCGGUGUGGGAAUCCCAUUCAUCGAGCUGCACGUGAGCAAUGUGCAUGCGCGCGAGCCCUGGAGGCACCAUAGCUAUUUCAGUGAUAAGGCGGCGGGGAUUAUCGUUGGGUUGGGAGUAUAUGGAUACAAGGUUGCUGUGGAACAUGUGGCGUUGAACUUCAAGGAGAGGGCGGCUUUGUAG
This is a messenger RNA of Aspergillus fumigatus Af293, 453 nucleotides long. RefSeq names its product 3-dehydroquinate dehydratase QutE (gene qutE1). Gene Ontology annotation, molecular function: 3-dehydroquinate dehydratase activity. The transcript has a single exon. Gene Ontology annotation, biological process: quinate catabolic process. Bases 1 to 453 code for a protein of 150 amino acids. The record is from RefSeq and is a predicted model, not a curated record. Lineage: Eukaryota; Fungi; Ascomycota; Eurotiomycetes; Eurotiales; Aspergillaceae.